Messenger RNA from Komagataella phaffii GS115, 2208 nucleotides. RefSeq lists its product as hypothetical. The transcript has a single exon. Gene Ontology annotation, molecular function: damaged DNA binding. The record is from RefSeq and is a predicted model, not a curated record. Gene Ontology annotation, cellular component: Mre11 complex. The coding region runs from base 1 to 2208 and encodes 735 amino acids. Lineage: Eukaryota; Fungi; Ascomycota; Pichiomycetes; Pichiales; Pichiaceae. Gene Ontology annotation, biological process: mitotic G2 DNA damage checkpoint signaling; double-strand break repair via homologous recombination.
AUGUGGAUUUUGAUUCAAGAUGGUCAAGAGCACUUGUUGAUACCGGGAAAGGUGUAUAAGUUGGGGAGAGGAUCACGAACAAGUGAACAAAGCAUUAUAGACUUUCAAUGUCCCCAGCCCUAUGUGUCAAAACUACAAUUGACAAUUUCGGUUGAUCAACCUUCAUCACAAGAAAUCCAAGAUCCAAAACACAUUUCAAGACUACUAAUUCAAAAUGUUGGUCAGGGAAAAGUUCAUUAUUCUGGAAAGAUCUACAAAGCGAAGAAAGAUCCCGUUGACAUUCCUGUGGAUUACAAUCAAGAAUCGGUCACUCUAGAGUUGGGAAACUUGACUAAAGAGUAUAUCUCCGUGCGGUUCAAAUGGGUCAACACGGUGCUCUGGUACAGUAGAUCCGAUAAUGAGGAUAGGCUUGACGAGUUGUUUCAUUUAGCAAGGAGCUUGGACAUCCGGUUAGUGACCAAUUACGUUGAUAAUGUUACAUUGUUUCUACAGGGAAGUCAACACACGAGCAAAUUGGCCAAAGCACUCAUAAAAGCAAUUCCGAUUGUGAAGUUUGACUAUUUAAAAGUACUAUUUGAGCGUAAAGGAAAGUUAGAAGACUCAUUUGAACUCCCAAAUGUUGAAAAUUAUGUUCCAGAGGCGACUCUUCGGUUUAAUAGGGGGAGAUACGAGUUGUUUCAAGGGCUGUAUUUCUUGGUUAGCAGAAAAGAUUCUCUUUUUCUGGAUUUUGUUGCCCUAGCAAAAGGAAAGCUUGUUGUUCUUGAUCUUGAAGAUCCCCCAGAAAUUCUCUCUGAGAAGUUCGGAUUGAAAAAGCUUGAUCCCCAAAAGAUAAUUUGUUUCAAGCCCAGUAAUGAAAUUGAAAGAGAAGAUGAACAUCAUAAGAUGAAGAAGUUGGCCUCAUAUUUAGGAGUCAAACUUGUAGGAAACCCUCAAGUCAUGGAAUCUAUUCUCAAAGUGGAUUCAUCCAUGUUAUUGACCAAAGAACCCCUGAAUUUAGAUAAAAAGCGACAAAUCUCUGAAGUUUCCCCACCGGAAACUAAUACCACACAACCAAAGAGAUCUAGGUUCAAAAGAAGAGAAAUCAAACCAUUGGAUGCGAUGGAGUUAUUGAGCCAGCAGGUUUUGUCUCAGCAGCAUGAAAAGAAGCCAAUUGAGUCAGCUCAAAGAGGAGAAGAACCAUCAGUAGCUACCGUUAAAAAAGAAUCAAGGUUUCGCAGAAAUCGAAUGAAACAGAUUGCAUUAGAAGAUAUGAUUGAUGUCUCACAACCGAACAUACUAUCGACCCAGCAUGAUGACCAGGAAGAGACUCAAAUCGAAGAACUGAAUAAACCUUUGGGUAAAGCUACAGGCCAGACGACAGAGGUGAAAUUGACAACCCCAAUUCAAGAGGAUCAAAUGGUUGUAGAAACGGAAUUACCCGUGAAGGAGCACAGUAUAGCCGAUGGAUCAGGUUUAGUUUCUCAACACGAACCCAAAGCCACACCAGAACCUCCCAGUUCUUUAGUCUCCACCACAGCUCAAGUCUCUAAAGCUAAAAAACCUAAAACAUAUAAAUACACUGAUUCUCAGAUAGACGCUUUGAAUCCAAAUGCAUCUUCCAACAACCAACAAAAGCUUAGUUCGAUGAUCAUGCAAGCUAAGGAGCUUAAGUUGAAGGAGUCUAUAGAUGACGAUAUUCAAGAGCUUUUGGAAGAGACCACUAAUGACACAAGAGAAAAACUUAAAAUUCACAGUGACGAGACUUUAUUUAGAAAAGAAAAAGCCUCCGUUAGAUCACAUGUCGACAAAUCACCAUUCCAUCCUGAAUGGAAGGGGAGAGUCAAUUUCAAAAAAUUCAAAAGGAAAGAUCUACAAGGUAGCCUGAUAUCCACAAAGAUAUAUGUUCCUCUUGUAGACUGUCAAAUCGAGAAGGAGAAUGAAAAAGAAAAGGUUCUGACCAAAGAGCUCGAGUUUUUGAACGAACUGAAUCAACCAAUACAGGAUCUUGAUAGCCAAUUUCCAGAUAUAAGUGGCAAACAUAAAGGAAAGAGAAUGUUUGUAGCGGAAUCAGACGAAGAAAGUGAAAUGGAGACUGAGCAGUUUGAGUCAAGACCUCGGACCAAGACAAGAUCAAGUAUAACUUCGAGAAAUAAACCUGCAGAGCCUGAUGUGAUAGAAUCUGAUGAUGAUGAUGACGAACCUAAAUUUCGGUUCACUACUCCCUCAUAG